UAAAUUCAAUGAAAACCUUAUAAAAUUAUUAUACCAUACUCAAAGACGGCGCAAUUCUUGGCUUUUCACCUUCGCGUCGCAAGGUGAGUUUAGAUUCCUGUCAGCUUGAAAUGUCCGCCGACUAAAAACUUUCUCCACAACAAUGUUCGUCCACGACAAAACUUGGCCGUUUGUACUCAUCACCAACUCACUAAAUCAAUUGAACUAUAUCUAUGUCCGAACCUAGUUUUAGCUCCAUGGAUCAAGCUUACACUGAAAUUAUCGUAGUGCGUCAUGGAGAAACAGAAUGGAACGCUACUGGAAGAAUUCAAGGACAUUUGGAUGUUGAACUAAACAAAGUUGGGAGACAACAAGCAGCUUUAUUGGCUGAACGACUCUUCCGAGAGCCUAAUAUAUCCGCCAUAUAUUCUUCUGAUCUGAACCGAGCUCUUGAAACAGCAGAGACGAUUGCUGCAAGCUGUGGGAAGCUUCAGGUUAUGAAAGAUCCAGAGCUGAGGGAGAGACAUGUAGGGGAUGUUCAAGGCCUUCUAUACCGUGAAGCAGCCAAAGUUAGUCCCGAGGCUUAUAGAGCCUUUUCUUCUCGCAGAACUGAUCGAGUUAUACCAGGAGGUGGAGAAAGCUUAGACCAACUCUAUCACCGUGCUACAUCUUCAUUGCAAAGAAUUGGUCAGAAGCAUACAGGAGAGCGAGUGGUUGUAGUCACUCAUGGAGGUGUCAUAAGAGCGCUCUACAGGCGGGCUUGCUCAAAGAGGUUUAGGGGGAGUAUACCCAAUACCUCUGUCAACAUAUUUCACUUAUCUGGUGCUGAUGAGUGGACCAUAAAAGCCUGGGGUGAUAUCAGUCAUCUCAACCAAACAGCCUGCCAAUCUGGUUUAGGGGUGAGCAGAACAUCUGGGUAGUUCCUACUUGAAUACUAGAUGUUUUUAGCAUUUUUCCAUCUGGUAAUUCAAGCGAAUAAGUAAGCAAUGUCGCUGGACUAAUUAGAGACAAGAUACUGGGCCUAAUUCAAGGCAGUCUCGGUAGAUUAGUAUGCAGUUUUCUGGCUGUAUAAGUCGGUUUCGUUUGUUAAAAUACUUGAAGUAUGCACAAAGUAACCAUAAAUGUAUUCAUGCCAAAUGCAAAAGCAAUAGGUUGAUAAGACAGUAUCGGCCAAAUGCAUACCUACAAGGUUUUGAAAAUUCCCAGACACAGACUCCUCAUUGGCACCAUUUGCAAUCCCCGGAAGGAAAACAAAUGGUCUUUCCUUACGUAAGUUAGUAAAAAACUGAUGCAAAACAGUCCAAAAGAGUGCAAACUAUGCAAACCCCAGACAAGGAAACUCAUCUACCAUACUACUUUCUAGAAGUUGCAAGCGGUUUCGCACUUAAGGCAAAAUUCAUUUGGAAGCUUUGUGUUUAGUGGAAGCAUAUGCUUUCAAAAUCCAUCGAACUGUAGUUUGCCAGGGGACUCUCAAGAAGAUCAUAGUCAUAUGUACCACUGCAUAGGCUUAAAACACACCAACUCUCUGGACCAUAUAUCUUCAAACCCUUAUCAAU
Messenger RNA from Theobroma umbraticum, 1535 nucleotides. Its product is annotated as Phosphoglycerate mutase family protein. Lineage: Eukaryota; Viridiplantae; Streptophyta; Magnoliopsida; Malvales; Malvaceae. Gene Ontology annotation, cellular component: cytosol; cytoplasm. Gene Ontology annotation, molecular function: phosphatase activity. The record is from RefSeq and is a predicted model, not a curated record.